AUGACGGGACAUCCUGCAGACCUUGUUAAAGAUGUCUUUUCGGUUCCCAGCUUCUCCCAAACACCGUCCAUCAGGAACGCUCUCUCCUUGUUUGCCACCAGCAUAUCAGCCGAGUUCAUCUUGUCGGUUGCGGUGAUCUACACUCUGAAUAAGGGCAGGACCGCUUCCGUGUUUCCCAACACCAUUGCGACACUUGUAACAUUAAUGCAGAUGGUUCUAAUAUCAGGGUUAGCUACGAGCUUGUAUUCGAUGUUCAUUCUAGUCGCGUUUGUCGUUUGGCCAGAUACUCUCAUAUUCCUCGGCGUCGACUGUUUACAGCCCAAAAUCUUCAUCAACUCUCUGUUGGCUAUGCUGAAUGCAAGGAAAAUGAUUCGAAAUGUAGAUCAAUCCAUCCGCCUACAAACGAUUGACUCCUCUGGAUUGGCUUCCGAAUGUGUACGGGACCACUGUAGGAAGGAUAAAGUACGUUCCCCGAUAUCCACUUGA
Guyanagaster necrorhizus is the source of this 486-nucleotide messenger RNA. RefSeq lists its product as uncharacterized. The transcript is spliced from 8 exons. The record is from RefSeq and is a predicted model, not a curated record. Lineage: Eukaryota; Fungi; Basidiomycota; Agaricomycetes; Agaricales; Physalacriaceae. The coding region runs from base 1 to 486 and encodes 161 amino acids.